Molecule: messenger RNA, 2016 nt
Organism: Clunio marinus
Lineage: Eukaryota; Metazoa; Arthropoda; Insecta; Diptera; Chironomidae
Source: the annotation of a GenBank genome assembly
AUGAAAUUAUUUAGUGAACGGAAAUCCUAUAGAGUUUCGAAAGCGUGUAAACGCUCUGAUGUGAAAGUCUCUAGUGAAUUGGCUAACGAUUUCGUGCAACAAAGUGAUGCAGCAAACAUUGAUGAUACAAGCACAUUGGGUUUCUUAAAAUCAAAAUUAGUUGCAUUUUUUAGUGAACGGAAGUUCUAUCGAGUUUCGCAGACGCCAAGACGUUCUGAUUUGACAGUCUCUAGUGAAGUGGCUAAUGAUUUCGUGCGACAAAGUGAUGCCGAAAACAUUGAUGACUCAAGCACAUUCGGUUUCUUAAAAUCAAAAUUUGUUGCAUUAUUUGGUGAACGGAAGUCGUGUCGAGUUUCGCAGACGCAUAAACGUUCUAACUCAACAGUCUCUAGUGAAGUGGCUAAUAAUUUCGUGCGACAAAGCGAUGCAGUAAUCAUUGAUGACUCAAGCGCAUUGAGUUCCCCAAAAUCAACGCGUAAACACUCUGGCUCUACAGUCUGUAGUGAAUUGGCUAACGAUUUCGUGCAACAAAGAGAUACGGCAAACAUUGAUGACUCAAGCACAUUGGGUCCCUUAAAAUCAACCAUUCCAAUGAAUGAUUUUAAAUCUGGAAUGAAUAUUUUCGUAAAAGAUUCAAAAAAUCUAAAAAUUGGCGACCAUAAUACAUAUAUCUACAACAACUACUUCUCGAAAGUUAAGUAUAAUCUCGAAAUAAAUGUUCAAGCUAAAAUUGAUAAAGUUUAUUUUUAUAUUCGUAGAUAACCAUGGUGUUGGGGAUUAAUGUUUUUGAUUAUGAUUUUAUGUACUUCUGUUAACACCAUUCUUAUAGUAAUACUAUCAAGGACAUCGAUUGUCCAACGAAGAGAUGAUUGGGGUGCACGUCCGCCAUUAAGAGAAAUGGAGCCUUUACACCUUCCUGUCUCUAAAAUCAUCGUGACGCAUACUAAUGACACCGAAAGUUGCUUCUCACAACAAGAAUGUAUGGAAGAUGUUAGAAAGCUACAGGAAUACUAUCAAGAACAAAACAUAACUGACAUUCCAUAUAACUUUUUAAUUGGUGGUGAUGGAAUUGUUUACGAAGGUAGAGGCUUACCAUAUCAAGGAGAGAUUCUUAUCAACCCUUCGCAGUCUUCAUACGACAACGUUUUGAAAGAUGGAUUAUUGAUUGCAUUUAUUGGAAAAUUUGUUGAAAUUGAACCAAGUGCAAUUCAAGCCAAUGCUUUUCAUACUUUUCUGGAUCAUUUGGUUAGUAGCGAAGGAUUAAUUUCGAAUUUUACGAUUUUGGCUGAGUAUCAACUUGUUCUAAACGAGAUGAUACCGGAAGGAUUGGUGAAAAUCCUAAGGGAGAAUAAAGAGUUUUACGAAUAAUCAAGAGUAUUCGAAGGUCGUGGAUGGGAUACCGCACCGCAACGCUUCAUCUCCGAAGAAAAACUUGAAGGUUGGAAUGGUAUUAUAAUCGGAAUUUUUGAUGAAACAAUGGAAGAAAGUACUAGCAAUAUACUUGAAAAACUAUUUGACGAUGGAGUUUUUCUUGAAAAAGUCCAAGAAAAUGGAACGAGGGGAGGAAUUAAUUUAUGCUUUCCUUACUGUUGCUGUGAAAACGAGUUGUGUUGGGAUGGUUUGUUCCAAAGUCGAGAUGAUUGGGGUGCACGUCCGCCAUUAAGAGAAAUGGAGCCUUUGCACCUUCCCGUCUCUGAAAUCAUCGCACUGCGAAAUUACGGAUACUUCAACCCUUGCUUCUCACAACAAGAUUGUACGGAAUAUGUUAGAGAACUACAGGAAUUCUAUCAACUAGAAAACAUAACUGACAUUGCGUAUAACUUUUUAAUUGGAAGUGAUGGAAUUGUUUACGAGGGUAGAGGCUUGCCAUAUCAAGGAGAGAUUCCAUUCUACUCUUAUUAUCCUUAUUACGAGACCGUUUCGAAAGAUGGAUUAUGGAUUGGAUUUAUUGAUUUCAGUUGCGACCAUAAAGUAGUUGAAGUCAAUAUUGCAUUUAACACUUUUAUGAAUCAUUUG